UGCACGGUCUUGAUGAAGAUGAUAUCAUUGCAUAAGGAUGGUCGUAGCACUUAAUCUGAAUAUCCACUCAAAGCACUCCUCAGAAUUGUAGUGCCUGACUCUGAGGAGGAUGUUAUUCUUUUUCUAUAUGCGGUGUGUGUACUGUAUGUGUCCUGCACAGUAUAUCGUAGGAAACAUUUGCAGGAGCUGUAAUAGGACCUUUCCUACUCUUAAAUGUGGUGCAUAGUGUUUCAUCUCAAAGCGUUUCCUUCAAACAGAGCCUUGUCAGACAUCCCGUGGACUGACGUGAAACCUGCAUUGGAGCUUUAAUCCAUCGGGGAGUCAGUGUCACGGACCGCUGGAGGCAUCUCAAGACAGCUGAAGUCAGAAGACUUGAAGUAACUGCAUUUUAUUAUGAAAAUUGUGUAAUGAGUAGUGACUUUUGUAGGAAUAUUAUUUUUGAACACUGGUGUGGAUGGAUUAAAUAAACCCGUUUUUCAAAAUAGCAACACUAAGCCCUCACUGCUGCUGCUGUUAAUAUUUUUCUUAGGUACAUUUUUCUUUUAUUAAUAUCUCAUAUUUUAAUUGUUUUAUUUUCAUCAGUUUGCUAAAGCUAUAAUAAAAAUUCAUAUGCAUGCACUAAAUACACACACGUCUGUACCGGCUUAUUGCCAGCACAUUCUUGUCAUCUUUGUGGGUUUUGGCUUUUUUUGCACAGUAGAUGGGGCUGUCAAACUUUGCCUGGGAGCUGGGUAGGCUGUCGUCUCCUUUCCUCUUUUUGACCUCCUUGGUACGUUUGUUUGGCGCGCUGUUGCUGCUGGCAUCCUCCUCACUGAUGAGCUCUCCUAUCACAGAUGGCUUAAUACUUCAUUUUCCCUCGCUGCUUUCCUUCCCUCCUCCAGCUGUUCAGCUCUGCUGCUUCCUGCUGUGAGGGUAUUGACCGCUUUCCUGAUUGAAAGAACACGCAGAAGACUGUGGAGCCACAUUGAAUAUCACAGAGGCAGAUAAAUAUGAAUUGAGGAUUAUCAUAUCUUUGACAGAACAGGAAACAAGAGGUACAGGCAAAUAAAGAGUGUUCUUUUCUAUAUAUACCUGGAACUUUAUGUUCAAGUGACUGUGGGGUGAUUUAUGACCUCAGCUGUAUAUUUAUAAUAUAGAGAAUGGGAGGAAAAAAAAUAUAGUUAUAAUUUAAAUUUUUUAAAAAUGAUUACAGAUGGAUGGGGUAGAUAAGCCAGAUUUAGUGCUGUAGUCAUUGAGCCUAAUACCUGAUGUCCAAAGUUACAAUGAAAUGUGUUAAUGACAAGAUAUUUGUUGUAAUUUUUGUUACAAAUAUGAAAGUCCGUCGAUAUUUUUGGUGUUAAAAUGGCUAAAUAUUUCCCCAUUGUUAUUAAACCAGCAAAACUUGUUACAUAAGUGACCCCAUUCUACAUAGUUAUAAAUCUCUGUAUCGCUGUUGUUAACAGUCAUGUGAUGAGGUGGACAAUGUUUACAGUGCAGUGAUGUCAUUUUAUAUAAUGCAGUCUGAAGUCAUGACCUUAUUACUCGCUUAAAAACACAAAAGAAACCCCCAAAAUCUGUUAAACCUGUAAGUAGUUAAUCUGCAGCUGGUUUCCUCUGUGUAUAGUAUGCAUAGCUGGAUGCUUUCAUAUCAAGAAAACAAAGGAAAAUCUAAGUGUCUUUUGUGAAAAUGCUUACACUCAAUGUACAGUGUGUAAAAAACAACAUGAAAUCAUCUUAAAUGUUACAUAUUAUGUACAAACUCUACCCAAACAUCCAAAGAUGCAUCCAAAUACUAGUGUUUACAUGUUCAUUUUAUUUUACUAUUAGAGAUAGUCAAAAAAAAUUCUAACUUACCUCACUGCAUACAUAUUAUAUGCAAAUGUUAUUUAUAUACAUGUAUAUAAAAUCUCAGGUUAUAGUCAAUUAAAUUAUACAAAAUGAAAACACUUGACUGUAAACAUUGUGUAACUCCGUAUCACAUGACCGAUAACAGCGAGAGACACAGAUUUACAGCCGAGUAGAAAGAGGAAGUCGAGAAGCAGUUGCUGAGCCAUAAGGAGCAACAGGUUGUGGUGACAGCUUUGUGACUUUGCUCUCUUUGGGCGAAGCGGGUAGGACAGCAGGGAGAAGAGGCGAAAUCAGCUGGUUUCGUGCAGGAAUAUCUGAGUAUUUUGCGCCACCUUGUGAGCCAACCUCUUCCAAGCCAACAGCACAUCUGUCACAAAAUGGUGUCUUUAAUUUGCACUCUCCGACAUCAUACAGAUGAGGUCACCUGCUGUGCCUUCUCUCCAUCCCUCCUGGCGACCUCCUCCGGUGAUAAAACGCUCCGUGUUUAUACCACAGCCGACUUCUCGGAGCUUCCCUUUUCUCCUCUCAGGGGUCACGGCUACGGGGUCCACUGCUGCUGCUUCAGCUCCUGCGGCAGCUUCCUGCUCAGCUGCUCCACAGACGGCUCUGUCAUCGUGUGGAGCGCCGAAACAGGUGAGGUGAAGGCUACGCUCGAGCACCCAGGCCGCAGUCCUCUCAGAGUUUGCGCACUGGCGCCAGACUCCUCUCUCCUGCUGGCAGGAGCCUGCGAUGGCACCGCGGCCCUCUGGGACUUCCGCUCCAAAACGCUACGCAGAUGUGCCACCGUAAGCGAGGCCAGCGUCGUGGCUUGCUGCUUCUCUCCAUGUGCCCAGAUGUUUGUGACCGGCUGCACCCGUGGAGACCUCAAACUCUGGGAUGCUUACACCAGCCUUCUGCACGCUGAGAAGGAUGCUCACGACCUGGGAGUCACCUGUUGCUGCUUUGCACCCCAGUUCAUCGUUAAUGGCUGCUGUGUGGAGUUUCGACUGGCCUCCUGCGGACAGGACAGCCAGCUGAAAAUAUGGAUUGUUUCCCAGCGUGAAGGAGCAGCCUGUACCAUGAAGCUGCUUCAGACUCUCACCAGCCAGACGGCCCCAGUUCUGUCUUGUGCCUUCUCCUCUGAUGGAGAAUGGGUUGUCUCAGGCUCCGUGGAUAAAAGUGUCGCAGUAUAUGAUGCGAGCCUGGGAACCGUGCUCCAAACUUUGAAACAACAUGACAGCUUUUCCCAGAAGCACCGGGUGCAGUGGUGCAAAAGUAUAUUCCCCGGCACUGCUUUUGCACCGUCAUUGAUGUGGCACCACAGGUAUGUAACCGCCGUUGCGCUAUCUCCCACCUUUCCCUGGAUUGCAACGGGCUCUAUGGACAGAUCGGUAAACGUGUGGAGAAUUGGAGAUGGGGAUGACAGCACUGCAGCUGAAUCAAAGGAGACACAGUGCCAAGGAAGGAAGUUGCCAGGUCACUCCGGGUUGCUGCUCACUGAUUGGUCAGAGGACGAUGUGCAGACUUGGCUGCGUGACGAGGGACUAGUGGAGCUCGUCGGUAUCUUUAAAGCCAACAACAUUGAUGGACCAGAGCUUAGCCAGCUGAACAAGGAAACAGCAGCUGAGCUUGGAAUUGAGUCGGUGGGCCUUCGUGGUCGUCUCCUGAGGAGAAUCGAGGCCCUGAAGGCAGAGCAGAAUGGUUCAGAAGCCCCAGAUGAAUUCCUGUGCCCAAUCACCAGAGAGCUGAUGAAGGAUCCGGUCAUUGCUGCAGAUGGCUAUUCCUAUGAGCGGGAAUCUAUUGAGAGCUGGAUUAGAGGCAAGAAUAAAACCAGCCCCAUGACAAACCUUCCUCUGCAGACAACACUCCUCACCCCCAACAGGUCUCUGAAGAUGGCUAUAACGCGGUGGAAGUCGAACCAGGAGCUCAGAGUAGCUCAACAUCUGAUAACAAAAGCUGAUUGAAGUAAUUAUGAAUUUGUUCAGGGUGCUAUUCAAGAGUCACAUCUGGCGAAGUGAUCAGAAUCUGAGAUCCCAGAGAAGUUGACUGAUAUUUAUACAGUAAAUAACUAUUAUUUUUUAGCUAUAUUUUACAUAACUGUCAAAUAUACUUGUAUUUAAAGAGAGAAUCUCUAAAGCAACACUGUAACUAUGCAAUUUUAAUGUGCCUUUAAAAAAAUAAAGUGAAGUACAACUCAAAAUCCAUUUUUUUUUAUACCCAUUUAAAUUGAAUAAAAUGGGUUUGCUUUCAGCCUUAUUUGGACUGGCAUACUAUUAGCAUAUCGCUAAUGCAGGCUGAUGCUGGAACUUUAGAUUUACUGCAUUUAUCUGUGCAACUGGCAUCACGUGUUUUUGACUGUGACUUGAGUUAGCAUUAUCAAAAAUCGGUCAUUAUUUGGCUAAUAUUCAGCAACCUUUAUAUAAUCUUACUCCAGUUAUUAAUUACUUACUAAGUACUAUAGUGUGACAUUUUAAAACCUACUGUAGCUUUACUCUGUUACUAACAGCUUGCAGUGGUUUAUUCUAGCUCAGUAAUCCUGGAAGAUGCCAUGUAAAACUGAAUGCUAUUGUUUAAAAAUCAUCUUUGGGUCAUAAUGAAACUCCCACGAGGGUAAACCAAUAGCUCACCCCCCACUAACCAACCAUAGACUUAGCUUCUUGGUUUCAGUGGUGAAGAUGGUGCAUCUUAAACAUGCAAUAGUUGCAAUGCCCAAGUUUCAGGUAUCUGUAUUUUACUUGACUAGUUUUUUUUCUGGCAUCUUUUCACGUUUACUCCCUACAUUUUCUUUUUAAGAUUGCUCAGUGGUAUCUGAUAAACUGGAAAUUU
Messenger RNA from Haplochromis burtoni (Burton's mouthbrooder), 4632 nucleotides. It is a transcript of the gene wdsub1, whose product is annotated as WD repeat, sterile alpha motif and U-box domain containing 1. The record is from RefSeq and is a predicted model, not a curated record. Gene Ontology annotation, molecular function: protein binding; ubiquitin-protein transferase activity. The transcript has 12 exons. Gene Ontology annotation, biological process: protein ubiquitination. Bases 2205 to 3770 code for a protein of 521 amino acids. Lineage: Eukaryota; Metazoa; Chordata; Actinopteri; Cichliformes; Cichlidae.